GCUGUUCUCUUCCCCCAACCUCACACUUGAAAAUGAGAUUAGCAUUUGCAAUUAGCAUCCAGCUUUGACUCUAUACCCUAUAGUUUAAGGACGAGAUAAGCCUGGGUUUUUUUUUUGGAAGUCUUCUGGUAGUAUAUUUUACUUCAGUUGUUGCAUCGUGUUUGUUGAUUAGUAUGUCCUUCUCCUACGUGGGCCGUUCGUUUGGUUGUGUUUUUGUCCUCACCAUCUAAUUCUUAAUUGAAUUCGCACAAUGCCGCAGUGUUCUGCGGAAUUUUCUCUAGAGCUGUACCACAACCCAACAAACAACAACUAUUAUUUGCAGAAGGGGGAAGGAAGGCUGUUCAGGUGGCACCAGUUUUGCCUCUUUGACUCGUAUUCUUCCUCGCUGUCAUUCAUUCACUGUAUAGGUAACAUUUCCUUCCCUUACCCUUCAUGUUUUCUUGUCCGGGAAUCAUGCCUCGGGUCUGAUUUCUUCUAGGGGAAAAGAACAUGUAAAGAAACUUCUAAUGGCGGGUUGAGUAACGAAAAAGAGUGUUCGUCCAGUAAAGUGAAAGAGUGAAUAAACACAUAAAGUUGAGACGGUUGAGUUAGAUACAACAUUAUUUUAGUGGUUUAAUUAUUAUUGACUGAGAUGGGGUUACAUUUGCAAGCUUUAUGUCACAACAUCACGAUGUUUUGUUAACUAGCUAGUGCUGCAACCUAAUUUGUGCUACGAAAGACUAGUAACUUUUUUCCUUGAGUUUAUUAAUCUUAAUCUGUCGUUAAAAAUAUUGGUGGGGAAAGGGAACUCAUGAGACGAGCCUGCCAGGAUGUACCUUUUGCUCACCAAACCGGCCUGAUUGAUUAUUUUAGGGACGGUGACGGCCGGGAAUUUGGUUUUUAUUUAUUUGUUUAUUUUAGUUUUCCCUUUGCUGCUUUGUCAUUAUGCAUGAGGCUGUCAUUUUCAGGGCAUAAGCAGAAGUGAUUAUCAACAUAAACGUAAUAGAUUUGUACUCGCCGUCCCUUCUCCCCCACCGCUGUCAGAACUUAAAAAGUCUAUUUAUACCGCUCCCCCAGCCAGAGGAAAGACGUGUCUCAGUUGUGUGCUCAUUUCCUUUCUUUUCUCUCCUUUCUUUGUCCAUACAGAUACAGAGGUCUUUCUGCCCUGAGUUUUCUGGACAGAGAGACAGACCGAGAGAACAUCUACUUUAGAUUCAGAGGAACCAAGACUGACGUUACCCAUCACCUAUAAACUUCUGCCAGUUGGUCCUGAUCUCGCCAUUUGUGGCUCAAGUUCCGAGAACAGUUUUGCAAGGUAUGCCUCUACUUGAUCUGAAAAGAAAACAGAAGUAUGAGUUGCAGCUGCAUAAUGGCGUUAUAUUGACAGUAUUGUGUCUUUUGGGCUGGUUGAUUGGGACAAUCGGAUCGACAAUUGAACCCAAUCGAUGGAUCAGUUCAAGAAAUUCAUUACUACCUUUUCCCUUUCUUCUUCUUCUUCUUCCCCUGACACCACAUUCCAUCCUUUCUACUCUUUCAGUUUCAUGUCUCACGCGGUCUAAGUGGGUUCUCAUAUAAAUGAACGCUCAUAGCUGUAGUUAAAAGGACUCUGUAACUGCUGCUGCAGCUUUAAUAAUGCUUGUAUCAAGCUUCUGCGUUCUCUCGGCAAUAUCCAAAAAACAAAACUUCUGCAUUCCCGCAAAUUAUAACGGUUAAUGAUAUUUCAGGUGCCAUUGAUCACUAUGGGAGAAGACGGAAGAAACAUGACCGACUUGGAAAAGAAGCAGAAUUUGCCUGGAGAUGUUCCUACACUCCUCAAAUACAUCUCAACGAGUGAUCUAGCUGGUUUCGACAAUCUUGAAUCCAUUGCGGCAGCUAUGGGCGAGGUUGACCAACCGCAAACUUCGAACCACCAAAGGAAGUAUUCCAUUUCCAUCAGCAUGCCGAGCUCUCCAGUAGGAAACGGCUCGAAGAACACAAAGCACGUCCUUUUCGACGACACCCCUGACAAGGUUUUAGGUCCUGGAAUCCCUGAACCAGCAGCAGCCAAUCCGCCAUCUUCGACAGCAAAAGUGAAGUUCCAUUCUCAGCCGAUGCCAAAAGGAGCUGCGGUGGGGCACGGAAUCGAGAUGAACAGCUUCACCCACCAUCCAAAUCCCGCCAUUAGGAAGCUGAAGGACAAACGAUACGACUCUUUCAAGACAUGGUCGGGGAAGCUCGAGAGGCAGAUCUCCAAUCUGCGAGGGAAGCCAAGGGAGGAAUCUUUGCCUGAAGAUUCCGUUGGACCUGCGGCACAGAAGAUGGAUAACAACAAAGACGCCUUCCCUGUAGAUCGGUACUUCGAUGCGCUCGAAGGUCCUGAAUUGGAGACCCUCAGGCCUUCAGAAGAAAUAGUCCUGCCGGACGACAAAAAAUGGCCGUUCCUGCUCCGCUACCCUGUCUCAUCCUUCGGUAUCUGCCUCGGAGUCAGCAGCCAAGCGAUCAUGUGGAAGACACUCGCCACUUCCCCUGCCACCAAGUUCCUCCACAUCACUCACGACAUCAACCUCGUACUCUGGUCCAUCUCCGUCAUCCUCGUCGUCGUCGUGGCAGCCAUCUACCUCCUCAAGCUGAUCUUCUACUUCGAAGCCGUCCGACGAGAAUACUACCACCCGAUCCGUGUCAACUUCUUCUUCGCCCCGUGGAUCGCCCUCCUCUUCCUAGCCAUCGGCCUCCCCAACUCCGUCGCCACAACGCUCCCCCACGCGCUCUGGUACGUUCUCAUGGCACCGUUCCUCUGCCUCGAGCUCAAGAUCUACGGCCAGUGGAUGUCCGGCGGGCAGAGGAGGCUGUCCAAAGUGGCGAACCCUUCGAACCAUCUGUCGAUCGUGGGGAACUUCGUCGGAGCUUUGCUGGGGGCGUCGAUGGGGUUGAAGGAAGGGCCGAUCUUCUUCUUUGCUGUUGGGAUGGCUCACUACACGGUGCUGUUUGUGACACUGUACCAGAGGCUUCCCACGAACGAGACGUUGCCGAAGGAGCUGCACCCGGUGUUCUUCCUGUUUGUCGCUGCACCUAGCGUGGCUUCCAUGGCUUGGGCGAAGAUUCAAGGGUCCUUCGAUUAUGGGUCCAGGAUUGCUUACUUCAUUGCCAUGUUCCUCUAUUUCUCUCUGGCAGUGCGGGUGAACUUCUUCCGAGGUUUCAAGUUCUCGUUGGCAUGGUGGGCGUACACAUUCCCUAUGACGGGUGCAGCCAUCGCAACGAUCAGGUACUCGAACGAGGUUACCAAUGUCGUCACACAGGCGCUCGCCGUCGCCCUCUGCGCCAUUUCCACGCUCAUCGUCACCGGCCUGCUGGUGUCCACGAUCCUGCACGCCUUCGUCCUCCACGACCUCUUCCCCAACGACAUUGCCAUCGCCAUCAGCGACAGGAGGCCCAAGCACAGCAGCCGCGGCGGCGGCCACCAUCACCUGAAGUGGUUCCAUCGCAGGACCGGGAGCUCGGAGGCCAGGGACAUCGAGCAUUACUUGAAGUUCGUCAACUCCGAUUGCAAGGACGUCGAGGCUGGUUUCGACGACAACCAAGGAUCGGAUGGUAGCAACAAUGCCAAGCAGCAGCUGCAAGAGCAUUAGGGCGGCUUUUUUUCCGGGGGUGGAAGUUUAUCGAUCAGGGUUGUAGCCACGGGAGGGACGAUGACGACGACGACGACGGCGGCUUUUUGGGAGAUUGGGAGAGUUCCGGUGAAUGUGUGCUCUGUCUGAUGAGUGAUUUACUUUUGUGAUCUGUGUGGUAGUGUAAAAUAUAGCAGCAUUUUGCUUCUACGUAGUAAUGGAAGAAGGGAAAUUUCCUGUAUAAAGUUUGAUUUUCUGAGUGAUAAUUUACUGAAUGAGCUAUGGAUAAAAAAUGUGUGCAACCGUUUUCAAAGAAUAAGUUAAAGCGCAUAGACAAUUGUUAGUGCAUCCAAAAGGAAUACAAAUCCUCUAAUUCAUCGUUAAUAUCGUUGCACAAAUAAUGACGGAAGAGGAGAAUUUUUUUGUAAAAAUUUAGAUUUUCUAAAUGAGGAAAUUCUGAAUGAGCAAUCUAUACAAAAUGCGUAACCAGCUUCAAAGAACAAUCGGAAGUGCAGCCAAAAUGAAUACAAAUCCUCUUGGUAAUUAGUAUGUUGUUCCUUACUACAAUUAAGUGUAUAGAUAUGAGGAAUUGUGAUAUAAAUGAUCAAAAUCGGUACUUGAUUAACUACAAACUAGUUGUGAUUAAGGCUCACACUCUAAUAAUGAAGUGACGACCACCAAUUUCUAUUUCAGUAAUGAAUAUAUCAACAUUAU
This is a messenger RNA of Linum trigynum, 4277 nucleotides long. The record is from the annotation of a GenBank genome assembly. Lineage: Eukaryota; Viridiplantae; Streptophyta; Magnoliopsida; Malpighiales; Linaceae.